CUGAACCAACAACCGUUCACAAGCUGGACAAAACGAGCGGGAUGUUUGCGAUGGGACUGAGAUGGUUAUUCAUCAGUCUGUUGAUAUUCGGACAAUCGGGAGCCACACCCAUCCAAAUGGAAUCACUAACAAAUGGCGCUACAGAGGAAUAUCCUGCGGAAACAACUAUGGAAAGUAACUGGCCUCAAGAGAUUGCACCUGAAGUGCACAUCACUCUAUUCAGUGAACUAACGACAAAUGAGCCCGUAGAAAAUACCCCGGUGACCGAAUUAGGAGAACAACACGCGGAAGAGGAGGAAUCAACAGAAAUGUUUUACACGAAUCUGGCAGAUGAAGACGGACAUGUCACCAUGGAGGAGACCGAAAAUACAGCCCAAUCCACUGAGGAAAUUCACUCUGUCAGCGAUAUUGGCACUACAUCAGAGAGCAUGUCAGAGAUUGAAACAGAACAACUUGAGCUGUCUUCAACAAAGACCAUCGCAACUGCAGAGAUCAAAACAGAAACGGAGCCGGAAGGAUCGACCGUGUGCACAGACCCUUCUCACAGACACGAGUCACCAGAUAGCAAGAUGGAACGACAAGAGAACGGCAAGUGGAAGACAGAAACAGUGUCAAAACUGAUGAAUACUAUGGUCCAACUGUUGGGCGUUUCCACCAAGGAGUUGAAUGGAUAUCAAUAUGUGAUGGCUUUGCGUGGUCCGGAUGGCAGUCUCUAUGUUCCGCAGCAUCAUAAGAAAAGCACCCGAGAACAUCUCGCUGCACUUUUGGGUUUUGCCGAUGAAAUCAUCGUGAGCAAAAAUGCAUUGAGUCACUUGGAUGAGGAAGAAUCGACAGUCACAGAAACACGAAAAUACAGUGUCGCCGCCGGUUCCACCCAACCCGAAAUCCAGGAUGACAUCACAGAGUCUCCGCAGGAGAAUCAUACAGAAGAAUCAAUGAAGGAAGUGUUGGUUGAAACAAAUGCCCUCACAGAGACUUUGGUGGAUCAUGAAUGGGCUACGGAUAAUGAAGCGAAAUUAAACGACAAAAGCACCAGUAGCACGGAGGAUCUUCUAGAACCCAGCGAACUGACACCUCAUGACUCACAUUCAGAAGCUAGCGAAUCCAACCAAGCGAGUUUAACAAUCCACCAGACGUCUGAACCAACAGGACAGACUGACACUUCCACAAGUGAACCUCAGAUUUCAAUGCCAGUGGAAAUCCACCCUGAAGAAACGUUGGAAGGACUGACCAAAUUAUUCCGUAAAGUGAACGAAAACGUGGACGGAUUGAUCAAGUUUAUUAAAUCACCAGAACUUUUGGAGGAAAAAUUGAAAAAUAUUACAAAACCAUUUCUAUCCGAUGUUGAAUCGGUUGCUGAAACACAUCUUGCAAGAUUAUUGGGACAAGAUGUGGACGAGGAAUCAAGCCUGAAAGCCAAAUCAGUGUCCGAUGAGUUUUCGGGGGUGGAUGGUUCCCAAGAUGAAUACAAAUUUCCCGUUGAUACGCUAGAGACGAUUGAAGCCAUGGAACCGUCAACAGAAAUAAUAAGCACGAAGGAUCAGGAGAAUGGGCAAGAAGUGCCACUUGAACAUUAUUAGAUAAACCAACCGAAGAUCAAACGUGAUGCGGGUUACGUACAAGCAUGAUUCUGAUUUCUGAUAUUCGAACGUUCCACCAAAAAACCUACUGCUUCAUAUGUACCCUCUCCAUGUGUAUUCGUACAAAUACAGUCUCAUCUGUUCCAGA
Opisthorchis viverrini is the source of this 1728-nucleotide messenger RNA. RefSeq lists its product as hypothetical. The record is from RefSeq and is a predicted model, not a curated record. Bases 42 to 1580 code for a protein of 512 amino acids. The transcript has 9 exons. Lineage: Eukaryota; Metazoa; Platyhelminthes; Trematoda; Opisthorchiida; Opisthorchiidae.